AAGUCUUCUCCCCAAUUCCACCAACUGUUCAUUAAUCCAAGAUUUAGGGUAUUGCACAGGCUGCACGACCGCACUUAAGGCAAAUGUAUUAGAAAGGGUGUUAUGGUCAUUUUAACCUAUUGGGAACCGUUUCUUUUCUGGGGUUAAUUGUGGGAAUUGGGUCUAUUACCUCGAAAAAACUCCAAUCAUCCAGUUACUUAGGGGCAUUAAUUAAAAAUCAUCUUCCUCUUCUCAAGACUCAGUUCUCCAGAAUCCAAAGGAAGUUAAUUCAAGAAUCAAACUUAAUUCUUUCUUUUUGGGUUAUAAUCUUUCUAGUGUUUCAAGGUUUUGAGAUGUAUAUUCAUGAUUUCAUGCAGUACUAGAUCCAUUCAUAUCAACUGUUAGUGAGCCCUCCUUCAUUCAAAAAGGCAUUGUUUGUACUUUGGUGGACUAGUUCCAUGUUUUGAGGUUCAUAUACGUUGGAAAUAUGGUUCAACUUUAGCUUGAAAGUGCGGGUAUUACAAAAGUGGAUGGCAUAUUGAGUGGGUGGUGCGCCAGAUCCCAAACUCCUAUCGGCCAUGUUUGGUGCAUUGAGUAGCAUAGUGCGGCAGCUGCUACCCCGAUGAGAAGUUCAAUUUUUUCUUGUCUUUUUACGUCUCAAGAGGUUCCUCCUCGAAUUUGUCAUCAAGUGUAUGUGGAACUAAUCCAAGUCAAGUCAUCAAAGGGGUUCUAUAAAUUUCAAGCUAGGGUUCCCAAUUUCAAUUGUUAUUACCAAAUUCCUAUCUAAGGUCUAGUGAAAGUUGGAAACAACCAACUUAUGGGAAGAUCAGUCACUCAUAUGAGAUGAAAGUGAAUGUGACAUGCAAAAGUUUCAUGUGUUAAAACAAGUUCCUAUCUUCAUAUGCAUAAGGUGAUUUUAGGUAACUUCAUCACGUUAAGAGCAUCAUAAAUAUUUAGUCAUUAGGGCUUUUCUCUACAUUUUGAUAAGCAAAAGCAGCAAAUUUCAAUGGAGAGUGUCAAAGAAUCCGCUGAAUGCCACUCACUUCGGCUUUUCUUAUGGAACGAAAAGCUAACAAGGAAUCAGAUUAUACAGUCCGAAGGGUUAUGUGUGUUCAUAAUCGGAAGUAAAUUUAUGACAAUUGAUUCUAACUGCGGCUACACAAUUGAGGAGAAAAAGCGUUCUACUGUUAUCCCCUUCGAUCUGUUGAAACUACGAAACAGAGAAGCAUCAUUAGGUUCAUUGCUUGUUUCUUCUACUCUUCAGUUUCUGCCGGAAACUAUCAAAGAGUUGGCUGACGAUAUCUCUUAUCGCCUUUUUACUGAGUUUCAAGAUUCUCAAGCUUUAUUGCCACCACCACGGCCAACAUAUGUAAUUAUUGUUGAAAUUUCCGGGAUUCGUAUCAAUUUUACUGAUCAUGUUUCCCCUGAUUUCACAUGGUAUCCUCCCGAUAUCCCAUUGUAUCGUCGGUUUGAAAAGGAAGAGGAGGCUUCCAACAUACACAAUGUGAAUGAUUCAUGUGUUAAAUACAGUGAGGACACCCUCAAGUAUCUAGACAUAUUAAGGGAAUAUACAGGUGAAGGUGGGAUUUGUCCAACGGAACAACCUAUUGCUGUGGAUGUAGCCAAAGGAUUUGUCGAAGUCAAGAGAUGUAAAAGAUCUUGGUGUCCAAGUCCAGGCAAUAGACUCAAUGAUCUAACACAUGAAACUUGUCCAAUUUGUUAUGACAAGUUUAAAGACGAGAAUGAAGUGAUUACAACUUAUUGUUCGCACAUGUUUGAUAUAAGGUGUCUCCUGCCAUGGCUAUCCAGGAAUAACACUUGCCCAACUUGUCGAGCUGUCUAUCCGCUGCAUUAUUCUCCCUCUUUGGACCGUCAAUGUCAUAAGCGCAAACAUAACAUGAUGGAGGAUAAUGUUUGAAAUCUGUGCUCUUGAGAUCAGUACAAAUUUGUUAUUAGUUUUGGUAAUAUCAUAUUGUAGUGAAGUGAUUUAUCAUGUGUUGACUAAUGUUACUAUGAAAGCAAAGUAAUUAUUUAAUGUGGUAGAGAACAUUCAAUUGUGGGUUGUUCUGUUUCUUUCAAAUUUGCUAAGUGCAAUGAUAUAAUCAUUCUAAUUCC
Capsicum annuum is the source of this 2094-nucleotide messenger RNA. RefSeq lists its product as uncharacterized. The record is from RefSeq and is a predicted model, not a curated record. Bases 986 to 1897 code for a protein of 303 amino acids. The transcript is spliced from 7 exons. Lineage: Eukaryota; Viridiplantae; Streptophyta; Magnoliopsida; Solanales; Solanaceae. Gene Ontology annotation, molecular function: ubiquitin protein ligase activity. Gene Ontology annotation, cellular component: cytoplasm. Gene Ontology annotation, biological process: protein ubiquitination.